Molecule: messenger RNA, 1372 nt
Organism: Myripristis murdjan (pinecone soldierfish)
Lineage: Eukaryota; Metazoa; Chordata; Actinopteri; Holocentriformes; Holocentridae
Gene: snapc5
Product: small nuclear RNA activating complex, polypeptide 5
Exons: 3
Coding region: 487-849 (120 amino acids)
Biological process (GO): transcription initiation at RNA polymerase III promoter; transcription by RNA polymerase II
Cellular component (GO): nucleus
Source: RefSeq, a predicted model, not a curated record
UGUGACCACAUUAACACGCAAAUUAAUGGAGCUCGCAACAAAACACUGGCAGCUACAAGUCAUCAGCUUAGUUACCAGAGCUCAAAACAAAGAUUCCCCAAUAACCAUUUAGGAGCGGCACCUAAUCUUCUGUAUCGCGGACUUCAACGUUGAUAUGUCGCUGUAGGAAGAAGUGUAAACAGAGGUAGCAUGCUUAAACCUCUUUUAAAUCACGAUUAGCAUGCGUGAAGCUUAGCUAGCAGAUACCUUCGUCUAAGUAAGCUGUUUAGCCGUAGCAGCCGCCUAGCAGCGCUGGUUGGUACACAACUUUAGAUUUCACGUCUGUCAGGCCUGAGUCGUAUAUAAGGAGCAUUGUUGGGAAGGUGGUCGAUAUGAUAUCAGUGCACCUCACAGCUAUGUAAAUCGCAUUUAAAUGGCUAGCUGUCUGACGUCUGUUGUCUUCGUGCAGUUUUGAGGAAUGGUCUAAGUGCAGCGACACCAGCAAACAUGCACAGUCGUCUACAGGAGCUGAAGAAGGAAGAGGAGACUCUCCUCAAAAUCAAAGUCAUGUUACAAGACCAGCUGAACAGGUUAAAGUUUGAAGAAGGAGCCUUGAAAUCAAUCAUUAAUGGUCAGGUAGAAGAAGGAGCCUCUCAGCCCCUGUUUCCAGAUACAGAGGUUCAUGUCAGCGUUGAUGAUGAAAGCGAGAUCAAUCAAACCAAACUGCUGUUGAGCGCUCCUGCAGAUUAUGAUAUGGAGGAGGAGGAAGAAGAUGAAGAUGAGGAAGAGGAGGAGGAGGAUGAAGAGGAUGACGAUCAGCUUGAUUUAGUGCCUGAGGGGGAUGAGGAAGAAGAUGAGGAUGAUUACUGAGGUUUUUAGCUGCCUUGGUAUUGCAGUGUACUUGUAAUAGUUGCACCACUGAAGAAGAACCAUUGAUAAAUGGACAGUUCUUUAUUUGUUGACCUCUUUUUUUAUCACUUAAGAAGUUUACUUUAUUCUGACAAAGCAAAUAAGCAAUUUGAUAUGAAGUGUUAAGUGGAUGGUAACAGUCACAGUGUGAUGAAGUGUGGUAGUAACAGUUUUUUCUCCUUUGCCUAAUUAAAGGCAUGUUGUCAAGUUUACGUACCAUAUUAGAAUUUAUGUGUCCAUUUUCCUGGUAAAUGUCUCACUGUAAUACAGUAAGACAGUGUUAUAGGUGCUUGUAGCUUACUGUUGAUAUUGUACUGAUGAUAUUGUACAUCUUGAUGAUAAGUGUCUGAGCAGCAAUUCAAAGGAUUUGAGAUGUGUCUCUUAGCAUGAAACUGUAUGGCUGGGCCAUAUAAGAAGGCAGUGAACCUGCAUUAUGUAAUUAGGUCUAACUGUAAGCACAAAAUAAAAUGUUUUGCAUAGGGUU